UCAGCUUCAGUUACGUCGAAAAGUCCAACGUGAAGACGUUGGACAGUUCACGCAACUCCAUGUGCGAGAGACGAGCGAGAGAUGAGCUGUCCACGCCAUCUCGCUUUCAGAAGCGUCUCAGUGACCAAGUGUGGUUUGAUAGUCCCGGUUCGUCGUGCAGCUCAAGCCCCAAACUGAGUUUCCAAUCUCCAGAGAGUCACCAGCAGACCUUCUCCCCGGGACUUCGACAGCCGCGUUUGGAUCCGAUUGGCAGAGCAGCUACACAAAGGGCGGUGGAAGAGUUCGGUUCACCCUUACUGAGGAUUAAACUGGCCCACGCACUCGACCUCGAAGCCUCCUCACGUUACAGUCAACAGCAACGCUGCCAGUCCUGGGCUGGGUCUCCAGUCCAGCAUCAGAACAUCAGAGUGAAUCCCAAAGAGCUCACAGAUAACAGUCAGGCUAUUCAUGGGUUGAGAAACAUUCCUGGAUCAGAUCAGUCCGGAAAGGCGUCAGAGUCGAGGUCCUCCACCGACCUUCAUUGUCCUCUUCAGAGUUCAACAGAGAAUGGGAGGAUGGCACAAAGUCCAGCUACCAAAAGACCCAAGAAAACUUCUCUGCAGGAAUUAAUCUUUCAACCAGGUAAUAACGGAGUCGAAGGUUUGAACCAGUUGAGCGGCAGCAAACCUUCGACUCCAGCUCACAGUCCCGAAGUCGCCCGCAGGCUAGCAGAGGAAGCUUCCAGAGUAUCUUCAAUGUUGACGGAGGCCAGGAGAUCCUCAUUGCACAACCAUUCUUCAGGCAUGAGCAGCUCAAACUCUGGAGAGUCCUCUCCAAACGCACAGCACUUUAAGCCAACGCUAAAGAUGAACAUCCCUUUAAAUGAUCAACACAUGCCAGCAAAUGAAAACACAGACUCUCACCAGCCGGAAAGCUCCAACUCUUCUCAUGGCACACGUCAGGAGGACUGCUUUCAGGAAGCCCAGCAUCAGAGCUCAGUUUUAUCAGCACAGCAGAGCUCCCCAGCCCUCCCUUCUCGAGUCCUCCGUCCCUCUCAUCCGCCCACUGAGAUCAGCUCUCCCAUCAGAGACCCAAGGCUUCUUCAAGCUGAGCUCCGAGCACCAGAAAGCCCCACCCUGCAUCGCUACCAGACUCCCCAGUACACCGGGGACUCCUGGUCCCCAAGCCUGGACAGGAGAGGAGACCUGAGCUGUUUCGAGAAAGGGGACUGCACAGAGCUCUCACGCAGGCUCUUCAUCAACCAAAGCGUUGAAGAGGGGCCGGUCAGCUGGACGUCCAGGCAGCAGUGGAGGAGCCAGCUGGAGAACGAGUCUGGGUUCGAGUCCAGCAGUCACCAGCAAACCAGCCGACUGAGGCGGCCACUCAGCCCCACGGCCCAGCAGAAACGGGCCGAGCAGAGGAGGAGGGAGAUUCUUUUGCUUGGGCCUGUGGCACUGGACUCCGAAGAGGAGGAUGAGAGCUGUGAGGACGAAGGGCACGAUGAAGAGGCGGACGGAGGCGAUCCCAGAAGGGCAGGAGAAUCUCCAGAGGCGGAGCAGAACGGAGCGAUGACGGGUUCUUCUUCUCGGAGCUCCAGCGGCGUGACGGGGAGCUUCGGAGACAGAGACUGCUUGUCCCCAGAGUCCAGUCAGUCCAGUCACCAGAGCAACGAGACCGGCGUUGCCACUUCAGGAAUACAGACAGACAGUGGAAGUGCAGCUCCUGUUCCCUCUCUGCACUGUCAGAAGAUUGCUCGGGCCAAAUGGGAGUUCCUGUUCGGGACCUCUGCAGAGGAAACUACUGGCAAAAGGAAUAAAAAUUCCCUGGAGGCCUCCACAGCGCCCCCCAGUGGUAACUCCAGCGAGUCUCCCACCCCGACUCCUCCAUCCUCCCUGCCUCUGCUGUCGGCCAAUCACGACGUUCAGCACGUGGAGGUCGAGCUGGUGACUCCUCCCCCUGCCGCCAUCGGGAUGUCCCCCAAAACGGGCAUCAUUCGCCGGACGCUGAAGUAUUCCGAAACGGACCUGGAUGCCGUCCCGCUCCGCUGCUACCGCGAGACGGACAUCGACGAGAUUUUGCUGGCGGAGCAGGACGACGCCGACUCCGCCUUUGGCAGCAACCGCAGCGUGCAGGGCACAUCUGGGGCUGGGAGCAGCCCUCUGAGGGGGCUGGCCUAUAGGAGGACAGGUGGGGAGGAGGAAGAGGGGAGUGAGGAUGAAGAAGAGAAGGAUGAGGAAGAGGAAGAAGAGGAAAUGGUGAGCUGGGCGAGCGUGAGGAUGCAAGGCGACAGCAGGAAGCAGCGGUAUGCUGCUGAAGAGGACCCAGAGGUGUUUGGGCAUCUUCUGACGAGACCAAUGGAAACAUUUUUCGACAACCACAAUCCGGCCCUCAAGUCCCCCAUCCUGGUCUCCGGUCCCCGCUGCGCCGCUGAGGAUACAUUCAGCAGCCAUUUUGAGAGCAUCAUGGAGUCCCACCGAGCCAAAGGGACGUCCUACAACAGCCUGGACAGCGAGGAGCUGCUGACCUCCAGCACCCAAACUGUUCUGAGCUUCGAUCUGCCCACGCUGACGCCCGCCAUGCACGGGCCGGUGUACCAGAGCGCCCGUCAGAUUGUGCAGCUCAGCUUCGCCCCGUUGGCACACCACGAGAGGCCCAGUCUGUCCGAUUCUAUCUUUACGGUGACGGGGGACUCGGACGCCACGCGGGCCCCCUCCAGUGAGAGGCUGAGCAGCGGCUCGGAUGAUGUGAUGCCAAGAGGGCGAGAGUGUGCACAGCUGGGGAGCAGCUGGUACAUCAACCCGUCUUUCUCUUUGUCCAGCAGGGAGAAGGCCCGUCUGGCGACGGACUCCGAGCUGGACCAGGACCUCAGUGACCGGCUGGGUCUGGGCAGCAGCGACACCCUCACCAACGGCAGUCACCGUGGCGACGUGGCAGCCGCCAAACGACUCGCCAAGCGUCUCUUUCACUUGGAUGGAUUCAGGAAGUCGGACGUGUCGCGCCACCUCAGCAAGAACAAUGACUUCAGCCGCAUGGUUGCAGAAGAGUAUCUAAGUUUCUUCAGUUUUACCGGCCUCACCCUUGACCAAGCGCUGCGGACUUUCCUCAGGCAGUUUGCUCUGAUGGGGGAGACUCAGGAGAGGGAGAGGGUGCUGUCACACUUUUCCAGACGCUACUUGGAGUGCAACCCAAAGGUCCUGCCAUCUGAGGAUGCAGCUCAUACGCUCACCUGUGCCCUGAUGCUGCUGAACACCGACCUCCACGGUCAGAACAUUGGCAAGAGGAUGUCAUGCACACAGUUUAUUGGCAACCUGGAAGGACUGAACAGUGGCCAGGAUUUCCCCAAAGAUCUGCUCAAAGCGCUCUACAACUCAAUCAAGAAUCAGAAGCUGCAGUGGACGCUAGAUGAGGAAGAGCUGCGGAAGUCAUUUUCAGAGCUUGGGGACAGCCUCCUGGACUCCGACACCUCCAGGCCGAUGAAGAGGGUGGGCAGCAGCGGGAAGCCCCUGUCGGACGGGACGGAGCCAACGGGAAUGCUGCUGUACAAGAACGGAUUCCUGGUGCGGAAAGUCCAUGCUGACUCAGACGGAAAGAGAACACCGAGAGGGAAGAGAGGCUGGAAGACUUUCUACGCCAUCCUUAAAGGGCUAAUUCUGUAUCUACAAAAAGGCGAGUACCGGCCCGAUAAGCAGCUGUCGGAUGAAGACCUGAAGAACGCCGUGUCCAUCCAUCAUUCUCUGGCAAUGAAGGCGUCAGACUACAGCAAGAGACCCAAUGUCUUCUACCUGCGGACGGCUGACUGGAGGGUUUAUCUCUUCCAGGCACCGAACGCUGAGCAGAUGCAGUCCUGGAUCACGCGUAUAAACACGGUGGCCGCCAUGUUCUCAUCUCCUCCCUUCCCAGCAGCCAUCGGCUCCCAGAAGAAGUUCAGCCGACCGCUGCUGCCAGGAACGAUGUCCAAACUGUCCGAGGAGGAGCAGAUCAGAUCCCAUGAAGCUCGGUUCAGAGCCGUCUCCACCGAUCUCGCUGAGCUGCGGUCUUUUCCUCCGGACCGCAAGGUCAAAGGUCGGGAGCUGGAAGAGUACCGCCUGCGAGACGAGUAUCUGGACUUUGAGAAAACUCGGUAUGGGACAUACAUCAUGCUGCUGCGGGCCAAGAUCCGAAGCGGCGAGGAGGACCUCUCUGUGUUCGAGUCGCUGCUCCUGGAGGACAGCAGCCUGCAGAGGGCGCACUCCAGCCCCACGCUGCAGGACAGCAGCCUGGCCAGCCAGGCCAGCAGCAGCAGGGGCACUAGCAGUAAAGCCAGCGCCUGCAGCAGCAGCAAACCUCGACAGGAAGGACAGAGGAACAGCUACAGACAGGCUGUCAAGAAGUGAAGCGCGGCGGGGUCGCCGGGAGCGGCAUGAUGUCGCUCUCCCAGCGGCAGGCUGUCUCCCAGCGAAGGCUUUUAUUUGAGAUCCAGGAGGGUUCGGAGCUCUGCUUGAAGGGGGAGCAGGGGUGAGGGUCUUACCCCACGCCUUCCCGCUACCAUGACGCCCCACCUGGCACCCCAGUCUUCUCGUGUGGCCGAGGAGGUGCAGAUCCAGCGAGGAUGUUGGUGCAGGAGGUGGGGGGAACAGCUGUGAGGUCAGGGAGGAGGAGGUGUCUUUGAGGACAGGCGCUGGAUGCAGCAGCAGCAAACGGCACAGUUCCUUAAAAAGGAUGCUUCCAGAUCAAAUGGGACACCACAGGGACCUACAUUCAGCAUCCUUUCCUUUCUCCCCUCCCUUUUCUUCUUUCAGGGCGCCUCUCCAGCCACAUCCUCACAACUUUUUCCAUGACCCUUCAACUCUGUUAGGGACCAAACAUGUUUACACUCUUUGAACUGUCAUCUCAUUAUAGAUGACUCGAGAUUUGGUUUUAAGUCGUACCGCCACUCCGACGUGAAGCGCUGUAAUAGACUUUUAAAGCAUCACUACGUUUUUUUGGAGCCUCUACAUUCCAGCUCCUUUUUUCCUGUUUAUCCUCACGACGCGUUCACAUUCCACACACACGAGUUGGGAAUCACAGCUUUUAGCUCCAGUAAGGGCGGUGUGAAGUUCAAUCAGCAUUGCUGCAGAGAAACGCCGUGACGAGACAACGCGGCUGCUGGGUUUUCUUUCUGGACAGCUAGAGCCGACGUCCGCAGAAGUUCUCGGUGCGAUGCAGCUAUAAAACUGCAUCUCAAGCAAAGAGAGAGGUUUUUUUUCGCUCUACUUGAACAUAUCUUUUCUCCUGUUUGCUUUUGCUUAUGUCCAGUGAUGUGCUUCAGUUUUCUUUCUUGGGUGAAUGUUUUUGUUUUGUUUUUCCUGCUGUGAUACGCAUGCCUGCAUCCAGCACAGCUUCUCUUAGGGCUUUUACUACUUAGACAUAAAAACAAAAACCGAGAGUCAGAGUUUCUCCCUGGGGCUGUUCAGUCAUUCUCCUGCCUGUGCCAUACCCAACACGUGUACCUCCUGUCUGUACCGCUCAUUUCCACGCCAACACUCACCGGGCAGACCCUGAAUGUUGAUAUUUUUAAGGUAUUUUUCAGUCGUCUGUUGUUGUUGACCCCCGCUCCCUUCAGUGUACGAGCAUACGAUCAAAUACGAUAAAGGAAACUUGCUAUCCAGGACGUGUUGUACAGUAUAUAAUGCACCUGCUUAUAUUGUAGGAUACAUGACGGUAUAUUUGCAAUAUAUUCAGUACACUAUGGUGAAGAUGCAUUACGAGCAAACACAGAAAACUUCUUGCUAGUCCCAAAAAGGGCUGAAUGAUAAUCAUGUGAUUUUUAUUAUUAUUAUUAUUAAGUAUUUAGAAAGGUUAUUUUUGACAGGUUACACUAAUUUAGUCGGUUGCAUUAGAAAGCUUUCCAAUGCUGAAACCUAUUAGCAUGAUUUUAUUUGGAUUGGGGCUGAAGAUGUUGUGAAAGAUGCAUGAAGAGAGCAAGGAACAUGAAAAAUAAAAAAAUAAAUUAUAGAAGAGGAAACAAAGAAACUUUGGAAGUUGUUUAGAGUGGAAUAGCUUGGGUAUUUUUAGUAGCCAUAGACACCUCAUAGCAUGCAGGUGUAUCUCACAGAAGUUAAAUAUCAUUGAAAAGGUUUUUUUUUCUCCAGCAAUUCAAUUCACAAAGUGAAACUCAUAUAGAUUUAUUAUAAGCAGAGUCAUAUAUUUACAAUUUGGUGAUUUUGGGUUACAUUCAAUGACAAAAUUAACUUUCCUAUUUCCAUAAGGGAAAGUUGAGUGGAAGGAUGAAGUGUGGUAGAGAAUGAUUCUUCUUCUUUCUUUUUUUUUUUUUUUUUUUACACACAAAUCUUAGUCUUUUGUAAGGUGUGCACACUUAGGCAGGGUUAGAGCUAGCCCUCUCUGUGGGGUCAGGGCAGCUUGCUAGCCAGAGUAGCACAGCCGUUGAAUCGGCUUUUGCUACCUUUGGCAUUGUGGUGAGGUGCUUAGUCUUACUGGAAAAUAAACUCAGCAUCUCCAGAAAGAAAAACAUGAAACAUUAGUGCAUGAAGCAAUCGAAGAUUCCCUGGAUGGCUUAGCUGACGUUAGGCCCGAGAAAAUACAGUGGACCAACAACAGUCGAUGUCAACGUUUCCCAAAUCAUCACUGGCCUUUGAAACGUCACACUGGACCUCAAACAAUGUGGAUUCAGUGGCUCUCUAAUCUUAUUUCAACCUCUGUGCCCAUGAUUUCCAAAUGCAAAAUCGACUUUUAGCGAAAAAUAGUUGUAUUUUUAAGUCACUCUGCUAAUGUCCGACUUUUGUUCUUAUUAGUUCAGGUCAGAAACUUCUCCCCUGCUUUAGGACAGACGUAACAUAAGAAAUGAGACAUUAAUGAGUGUCCUGGAUAUAUCUGUGUAGAAGUACUAACUCCUCGUUGCGAGUUUUUCCUUUCACUCAACUUUCUAUCAAUGUUUUUGUAACUUAAACCCCUUGUGGAGGAUCUCUACUGAGUCUUCUCCAUGAUUGUGUCACCCAUAACUUAACAUUUGUGUUUUAGAAAUCCUUUGUUAAUGUAAAAUCUAUUUAUUUUGAAGAGACUGAAUUUUGAGUUAAGCCACGAUCAUCAAAAUUACCAGAAGAAGAUCUGUCCAAUAUGAGUUUAACUUUACAGUUGAGUUUCUGAAAUAAAUGAACUUUUUUUUAUAGUAUUCUGACUUGUUGAGAUACAGCUGUAGUUGAUGCACAGCCAUUUUCUACUCAGGCUUUUUGAGCAGCUGCAGUGCCAGCGUCCAACCAGCAGGGAGAGCUGUCAGCAUUCACUUGUAAUUCCUCUUUCAGCCAUAACCACACCUGCUGCACCUGCAGUGAAUAUGCACAGCAUCUCCCACUCACCUGGGGAAGGGGAUGGGGACCGCAGGGCUACGCAACACACCGGACCUGUUUGUGUUAACCGUUUGUGAGCCGCAGUGCAUGCUGGGACGGUGCUGGAUGCUCCGAGGAGCUUCAAGACACUUUGGUUUUGUUCGUCCAGCUUCCGUCCAGCAUCAGUUCCCAUGGAGCAUGAGUUAUAUCAGUGUGUACAGUUUCUAAAGCGAAUGAUUUAGUAUUCAGGCCUCAGCGCUGCACAAUGUUAAUGCGUCAGUCACGUUUCUGUUGCAGUGUGCGGCUUUUUCCUCACCUGUAAUCUUUAAGCAACAAUUCAAACAUUUGCAAGUUUUGCUUUGGAGGGUUUAUAUCUUCUUUGUCUUGAGUGGCAUAAAACGAGCUCUUUUGUUUUGGAGCUGAUUGUCAGAAAAGACUAAAGGACUGUUUGUGAUGGCUGUUUUUCUCGUACUGCCUGGUGUUUUGUGAACCUGAAAGGUGAGGAAAUGUUUGCAGAAAAGGUUCGUAAAUAAUGACUGUUCCAUCUACACGUCAUGUCUCUCAUUUCAGCAGCUCACUCUGGUAGUUCGAAAAGGUUUUUUUGGCCUCUUGUUGCAACAACCAUCAUCUAGUUGAUUAACUCUGCAAUUAAAGUUAAAAAUAUGAAAAAAAUACUAAUUUAAAAUACAAUUACACUCUAGCAAUGCAGCUCAUUUCUGCUCUUUAAAUUGUACAUUUUUAUUAAGAUUUUAUUAACUGCUAAUAAUCAUCAGAGGACUUUCAUCUAAAAUGUUUGGGUUCCAAACAGCUGCAGAAAGAGAUAAAGUUGAAAUAUGUUGCUAAAAAAUCUAAAUGAAUCACAAUUUUUAUAAGUGUUUUUAUUCUGUUUUAUAUUUAAUGAGCUAAUAAUCCUAUUGUUACACAUUUAACUGGUUUCUGGAGAUUAACUCAAUUUGAGAACCACUGCAUUUUUCUGCUUUUCAUUUUUAUGUUUGACGUAAAUGAAUGCGUUUGGUGGUUAAAAGCUUGACUUACAUUUUUGUGCUGCAUCUGCUUAAUGCCCAAUAUCAGAUUAAGUUUUUAUUUAUGGUUUAAAUCAUCUUUAUUUACUGAAAACACUAUGAUCUACAGUGCCUUGCAAAAACUAUUCAUGCCCCUUGAACUUUUUCCUAUUUUGUCACAUUGCUGCCACAAACUUAAAUGUAUUUUAUUGGGAUUUUGUGUGACAGAUCAACGCAAAGUAGUGCAUAGUUGUGAAAUUGAAGGAAAACAAUACAUUUUUUUACCAAUAAAAAUCCAAAAGGAGUGGUAUAUGCUUUUAUAUGGCCGUAUUGUAACCCAAAGUAAACCAGUAUAACCAGUUGCUGUCAGAAAACACUGAUUAGCUCCAUUUGGUGUGAUGUAAUCUUAAUAUAAAUUUACCGGCUCUUGAAACACAGCAGACAGUUGAGAGAGUUAUGGAAAUGUGCAAGGCUGGUUUAGAAAAUAAAAUGUCAGAUCGCUGACAAAAAUUGAUGUUUUCGGCUUCCAAGCAAAGUCAAGUUUAUUUGUGUAACGAGACAGUUCAAAGUGCUUUACACAAUAAAACUGUAAUAACCGUUUAUGAAACGAUCACCAAACAUUACAUUUUGUCUAAUGCCAUCAUAAAAUAUAUUGAUCAGUAUGUUAAUCAAUUUCCCAGUGGUUUUUAAUCAAAGACACCUGUAAACAAGUGGAUUUUUAGCCUUAAUCUAAAGUAGCCCAGUGUUUCGGCUGUUUUGUAGGUUUCCAGAAGUUUCUUCCAGGCUGCUGCUUCUUUGUGUUUGGUUCUGACAGAAAAUGUCAAUAAAAUACACAACGUUUUUGUGGUUGCAACAUGCUGAAAUGUGAAGAGCUUUGAAGCAAGGGACUGUAAUUUUAAAGAAUAAAUAUAUUUUCCUCAAGGAUAAAAUUCUUAUUAGACGUAACGACUGGAGCAAUACGUUUGGCGUAUCUGAGCUUGUCCUGCGGUUGCAUUUGAUCAGAAUUAAUCAGAACCAUUUUAGGUGUCAGUUCUUGCUCCAAAUAUGUGGCUAAACUCUCAAAACAGCCUAAAAGUCAGCCAUCUUCAUCUUAUCCGAUCCUUGAAAAGAGGCAAAGCUUUAUUUAAUCUGCAUAAAUCUGUUUGAAUACACGGAGCAAUCAAUAAAAAAACAAUAAUGACAGUUUGUUCUGAUACAUUAAGUGUUUUUAAGUGAAUUUAACAAAACAGCAAUGAAUGAAACAGAGAGCAGCUGCUGGAAAUGGUUUGUGAAGUUAAAGUUGCAGGAUUCGUCUCUAUUAAAGCAGCAAUGCACGCCUGAGUGAACUGUCCUAUAAAUGUUUCCAUCACUCAUCAUUUCUGAAUGUAAAUAAAGCAUGAGAUCUUAUGGCCUGCUUUUGUUUAUAUUAGAACAUUAAAUGAAGGGUUCAUAUAUUAUGUAGGUCACCAUGAUUUACUGUUUUCAAGCUCAUGCUCACCUUUAUUUAUUUUUUUCUAUCGACAAAGGAAAUGGCUAUAUUUAUUGCUGUUCAACGCUGUCGUGUUUUAGAGGCUCAGAAAAAUCUUUUUACAUGUAAAGUUCUGAUCCGUCUCAGUGUGUUUUUAGACUGGUGCAGGUAAGACGAUGUUCUUUUGAUGCUAAAACAGUGAGCUACGUGUGUCACUGCCUUGUUCAGUCUCACCAAGGAAAUGUUGUUUGUGAGCUUCUCAGUUUUGGGAAUUCUAGAGGAUAAAAAUAAAAGUGUUUGUAAAGGUUG
Molecule: messenger RNA, 10037 nt
Organism: Xiphophorus hellerii (green swordtail)
Lineage: Eukaryota; Metazoa; Chordata; Actinopteri; Cyprinodontiformes; Poeciliidae
Product: PH and SEC7 domain-containing protein 1-like
Exons: 16
Coding region: 60-4352 (1430 amino acids)
Biological process (GO): regulation of ARF protein signal transduction
Molecular function (GO): protein binding; phospholipid binding; guanyl-nucleotide exchange factor activity
Source: RefSeq, a predicted model, not a curated record